AUGAACGGGGGUGGGGCUGAGAGGAAUGGUCUUGGACAUUGUCCAAACGUCGUCGUCGUCGUCCAACACCCGACAUUCGAAGUUGGCAACCUGACAUCAAGUGAAGUGACAGUGCCUGUGGAUAAUCUAGAUGCGGAUCUAUCGGUACCGAGUAUUGAAGUUUUAUCUUCUACCGAAAUUCUAGAAGAAUCUGCUUAUCCCGAUAUUUCUGCCAGUGAGGUUAUCUCUGCUGAUGCUGAGCCCAAUGUCAAACUGGAAAAUGUUCUAACUACAAAUAAUGUGCUUAAUGUGACCAACAAUGUGACCCGUAACAACGAGAGUGGAUCUAGUGAAGAUGACAUCCCAUCAUUCAGUGAAUGGACGUUAAAGGUGUUGGCGGAGGAAGAGAAAUCAGGUGCAAACGGAAGUACUGGUGUGCAAACCCCUGCUAAAUUAUCUAAAGUGGGCAUUGCCAAUUUCGAGUUAUUUUCAUCCUCGCCGAAGGAUUUCCGCGUUUACAUUAGCGACCGUUAUCCAACUCGGGAUUGGGCUUUGAUUGGUCUGUUCACCGCCGCUGAGGUCCAUUCAAAGUUUCACACUGGAAAGGCAGCUCCUUGGCAAGUGGAAUUGGUCAGUCACUAUAGCAAGGAACAUUUUUGUCCCAUCUCACUUUUUCACGUCUACGGUAACAGCGAAUACGAGGUGCUAGACAAUGAAGAAGAUUCCCGGACGGGAUAA
Daphnia pulex (common water flea) is the source of this 717-nucleotide messenger RNA. RefSeq lists its product as uncharacterized. The record is from RefSeq and is a predicted model, not a curated record. Bases 1 to 717 code for a protein of 238 amino acids. Gene Ontology annotation, biological process: protein folding in endoplasmic reticulum. Lineage: Eukaryota; Metazoa; Arthropoda; Branchiopoda; Diplostraca; Daphniidae. Gene Ontology annotation, cellular component: cytoplasm; membrane. The transcript is spliced from 5 exons.